UCGCUUUAAACAACAAAAGGGUCGGCAGCGAGAGACAAAAAGUGAAGCCCUUGGAACUGGUGGUGGACUCUCUCAAGUGAAAUCGGGUUUUCAGAACGAGAAAUCGGAGAUCGAAACUGAAAUAUGUCCGGCGUGACGAACCAGGAGGAGGACAAGAAGCCCACCGAUCAGUCGGCCCACAUCAACCUCAAAGUGAAGGGCCAGGAUGGGAAUGAAGUAUUUUUCAGGAUUAAGCGGAGCACUCAACUGAAGAAGCUUAUGAAUGCUUAUUGUGAUCGUCAGUCAGUGGAGUUCAACUCAAUUGCAUUCUUGUUUGAUGGCCGUCGUCUCCGAGCGGAGCAGACUCCAGAUGAGCUGGAAAUGGAGGACGGAGAUGAGAUAGAUGCGAUGCUGCACCAAACCGGGGGUGCUAUUGCCUAAAGGGUUUGGCAGGUCGUUUCUCUAGCAGGAGAGUGUUUGGAACUGUAAUGUCUAUUAAUAAUCUACUAAACAACCAGCCUUUUCUGAAUUAUGUUGGGAUAUGCCUUGUUAAUUUUGAAAGAGUUUUGUAAUCAGUUAUUUCCUUGGGGAUUAUGUGCUUGUCUCAUUUCGAUUGAACUGUAAAUUAUUGAUGGGGUUAAAAAAUAAAGGGACUAACGUUUUCAA
Alnus glutinosa is the source of this 645-nucleotide messenger RNA. RefSeq names its product small ubiquitin-related modifier 1. The transcript is spliced from 3 exons. Gene Ontology annotation, molecular function: protein tag activity; ubiquitin-like protein ligase binding. Lineage: Eukaryota; Viridiplantae; Streptophyta; Magnoliopsida; Fagales; Betulaceae. Gene Ontology annotation, biological process: protein sumoylation. The record is from RefSeq and is a predicted model, not a curated record. The coding region runs from base 124 to 420 and encodes 98 amino acids. Gene Ontology annotation, cellular component: nucleus.